Funneliformis caledonium is the source of this 322-nucleotide messenger RNA. The record is from the annotation of a GenBank genome assembly. NCBI's taxonomy places the organism in Eukaryota, Fungi, Glomeromycota, Glomeromycetes, Glomerales, Glomeraceae.
AUGAAGCAAUCAAAUAAAUUGGAAACUUGGGGAAAUGAAAUGACCAUGAAUUUGAACAACAUUUUAUACCAAAACAUUCAAGCUUCACCUUAUUUCAAACAACUUUAUGAAUUGAAAACUUAUCAUGAAGUUAUAGAUGAAAUUUAUAAUCACGUUGAGUCUCUUGAACCUUUCCUUAAAGGAACAACUGCGUCAACAGCCUUUUGUUUGCUUUACAAGCUUUGGACUUUACGAUUAACGGUAAAACAAAUUAAUGGUUUGAUUCAACAUACCGAUUCUCCACAUAUACGCGCGUUGGGAUUUCUUUACCUUCGUUACGUAU